AUGACCAAAUAUCAAUCAACCAAAGUGACACAUGUUUCAAAAUUUUCCAAGCGUCGACAAAAGCCUGGUUCUUUGUCGCAGGUAACACCCACUCAGGAUGAUAUGAACAAUCAAAAUAAUCAAUUAAUAAAAUAUAUCAAUCAAAAUACAACGCGAACAAUUUCUAUUGAUCUUUAUUCGUUAUCCAGAGGACAAACAACAUUAACAAAUCAUCUUACAUCAAAUGAUUUAAGUUUGACUGUGAAUGAUAUGAAGACAUCAUCCAAAAAACGUAAAAGAAAACGAAAUGAAUUAUUUAGUUGGCGUAAAAUAUGUUGCUCGUUACCAUGCACUAUUAGCCUUGUUACAUUUUCUGCAUUAGCUUUAGCAACAAUAGCGGUAGGCAUUUAUACGACCAUUAUUGACCAGACAAGGGUAUCUGCUGUUACCAGUACAACAACUGUGACCACAACUAGCACUACAACUACUGUUAUCACUUUUUGUUGGAAUUCAACAGGUAAGACUGUAGCUGGUAUUACACUUUCUCCGGGUUUGACACCACAUCAACUCAGUCUGCCAUUUGGUGUCAAAGUGGAUUCAUCGAAUACGAUCUAUAUUGCUGAUCGAUAUAAUAAUCGAGUACAAAAAUGGUUGGUGGAUGCUCCAAAUGGCACAACAGCUGCAGGGCAGUCAAGUGGAGCAACUGAUAUCGGAUUAAAUUAUUUGAGUGAACCUGCUAAUAUAGAAGUUGCUCCCAACGGCGAUAUCUACGUAGUAGAAAGACUUAAUAAUCGAGUUGUAGAGUGGACUAGUGGUGCAUCUAAUGGCACAUUAAUCGCUGGUACUGGAGCUGUUAAUGAUCAGUUCAAUGAACCGCAUGGUAUUGCAAGUGAUUGGAGUUCAGGCACAAUUUACGUAUCAGACUAUGCCAAUCAUCGUAUCGUGCAAUACUUGCUAUCGAAUACAACAUCAGGCAAAGUUGUUGCUGGUGGAAAUGGAUUAGGAACUGCUAGGAAUCAGUUAUAUUUCCCUGUAGGUAUUUACUUCGAUUCAUCAUCAAAUAGUCUUUUUAUCGCCAAUAUUGGUUCUCAUACUAUUGUUCGUUGGGUAAUAGGAGUCAGUAAUUGGACACUGGUGGCUGGAGUUACCGGAUCGGCUGGUAUUACAUCAACACUACUGAACAGUCCUGGUGACGUGACAUUUGAUUGGAUGGGAAAUAUGUAUGUGGCUGAUGUAAAUAAUCAUUGUAUACAAUUUUUUCGAGCCAGUCAAUCAAAUGGCACGACAAUUGCCGGUGUUACUCUUGUACCUGGUAGCAAUUCUAGCCUGCUAAGUAAACCUUUUUCAGUAGCUGUUGACGCCCAAUUCAAUAUAUACGUAGCAGACUAUAAUAAUUAUCGAAUUCAAAAAUUUUUUCAUUACUAUUGUUAAAUAGAAGACAGAUUCUUUCUUUUUUCUUGGUUUUUUAAAAGACUAUAAAUUUCAUAUUACUGGUUUAUGUAUGUAGACAAUCAUUAAUGAUAGGACAGCAAAACUUCACAUGAGAAUCUGUUAAAAAAAGGUUUCACAAAUAUCUUACAAAUUCAAAAAAUUUAAGUAAGACUUAAAGUUAACAUGCUCGACCUCGUUCAAUGGAUUUAAUUCUGCAGAAUAUGAAGUAUAAAGUUAACGGCUAUAACAGAAAAGUCGUACAGUAACAGUGAAUAACUGUUAUUAAUUGGUACACAACGGGUGUGGAAAUGAGGAGUGAGGGUGAAGAACUGUUAAUAACCACAAGCCCCAAAACAUGUUGUUCUUGUCCGAAUAAAUUUCUGUCUUGAAAUAAAAUUCUUUGUUAAAAGUAGAUUAGAUCAUUUUCUUUUCGAAAUGUAUGAUGAUCUAUACUUGUAGUUUUACAUUCGAUUAUGCUUGAGUUCAGUCAUUGAAGAAAACAUUAAACAUUUUUACUUUUUUUUUCUUGAUUGAUAAAUAAAAAAAUGAUGUUGGUUAUCGUCGCGUAUAUUUUUAUAUUUUUUAACUAUUCCUUUGUUCAAUCGGCUCAUUUUUUGUAAGAAACAAUUUCAUGGAAACCUAUGAAUAAUAGAAAAACAAGUUCAAUUAUUCCUGUAUUACAGGAAUAAGGGUGUGGGUGUGGGGGUGUGGGGGUGUCGGGGUGUGGCAGUGGGUGUAUGGGUGUGGGGGUGGGGGUGUGAGUAUGAGUGGUAUGGGUGUGAGUAGAUGCCGUUAGAAAGAGACACAUCCGCACCCACACCUGCACCCACACACCCACACCCACCCACACUCGCUUCCGCCCACACGCACACCCCACCCACAUCCACACCCAUACCCCACACCCACCCCAUCCUUUCCAUAUAAUAAUGUUUGUGGAGAGUCGAAAAAGGCAUAAUCUGAUAGCCACAACAAUGCUCUUUCUUUUUCCAUAAGUCAUCACUAUGUUAAUGUUCGAAAUAGUGGAAUACUUUUGUACCAUAUUAAAAGUACGAAAAAUGACAAUUUUUUUGCCUAGGUCCUAUUACCCCUGUUAUCUAAGUGUACUUCAGAACUCAGCAAUGGAUGGUCAGAUCAAGCUAAUAUUUUGGAUUAAGUACUAACUCUAAAAGGCCUUUCAUUUGAGAAGAUCAAAUCCAAAAUCAAAAUUUUUUCUGCGACCAUGAUACCUGGUAUUCUCACGGACCUUCUCUUAAGGACGGGAGACUAUUAAGGGUAAGGCUAUAAGGAAGGAACGCUCUUAGGGAGUUACGCUACAACUGGUAAGGCUAUAAGACCGUAAGGCUACAUGGGGUAUUAGCAAUAUAAGAAUAUAUAACGCUGUAGGGCUUAUAUAUACAUCGUGUCAAGUGUUUCUGUCUCUGUUAUCGAAUGAAAAAUUAGAGUUUUGAGAUCGUACGUUAAAGAAAAAACACGAUGCCGUGCAGUAUGAACGGGCUCUCGCUAGUGACGUGUAUAUGUAUGAGGUCUUGUGCUUUUGAUCACCGAUAGAUAGAACGGGUCUAUGACUGUUGUGUGUAAGACAAUUGUGUGAAAGACAAUUAGUACGGAGUGCAAAAAAAAGUGACACCUUGAGAUUAAAAUAUAACUAAAUAUUUAUUUAUAAUUAUAAAUGAACUAAAUUAUAUACCAACAGUAACAAUAGUGAAUGUGCAAAUAUACAAUAUAUACAACAACAAUUUUAUACAAUCUUACAAUUGAAAAAUUUAAAUCAAACAAUAGUCACUAUUUUUUCACCCUAUGUGAACCUAUUUCCCAUGGUAGUGAUCUUCUUUGAGCUCAAAAACUAAAUAACAUCUCCACAUCUUUUUUUGUUGAAUUAUAUAUAGAAAGAUGCAGUUUUUGACAGGCUUUUUCCUUAUGCAAAAAGAUUUUGAGGAGAGAAUUGAUCUGGUAUACUUUUAGAGCUAAAAUAUAAAAACUUUUCAUAAAAAAUGAUCAUUUUUGUCGAUUUGUUUAGUUAAAAAUAACACAUUAGAGACUCUUUGGACAUGAUUUAUAUUUGACAAUCUUGUUCUAUCAUUGUGUAUUUUACAGAUCUAAUCAAGAUACGUUAAUUGAUACUAAAACAGAGGGAUCCUUGAUGCUAAUAUAUGUAGUCAUGAAGUGUUAAAUAGAAUUCUCUAAAAUUCAUAAAAUAGUACCUGAGGGUGGAUUCAAAGAUCCGUUCAUAUCUCUUGAUAGGACUUUCAGAAGGGGCUAAAAAUUUGGCUCUGAACAUAACUUUUCACGAGCUUUCGAAUGGUAUAAUUUAUUUAAAAGUCAAAAUUUGUCGUAUGCAUGCUUGGUCAGUAGUCUGAUGCAUCCUCUCUUAAAAUUAAAUUUUCUAAUAUAUGAUAAAGAAAUAGGUCCACAUAGGGUGAAAAAAUAGUGACUAUUGUUUGAUUUAAAUUUUUCAAUUGUAAGAUUGUAAAAAAUUGUUGUUGUAUAUAUUGUAUAUUUGCACAUUCACUAUUGUUACUGUUGGUAUAUAAUUUAGGUCAUUUAUAAUUAUAAAUAAAUAUUUAGUUAUACUUUAAUCUCAAGGGGGUAGUUUUUUUUUGCACUCCGUACUAUGAGCACAGACAGUUGUGCGUAAGACAUUUAUGAGAAGAGGUCAUUGUGUGUAAGACAAUUAUGAGAACAGAUGGUCAUGUGCAUGCAUGUCGAUCAAUUUCAUUUGUACUGAUUAAUAUUAAAGAAAGAGAGCCUAACAGUGAUCAAUUUUCCUUAAAAGUAUUUAAACGAGUGAGAAUAAGAAGACAUUAUCCAUUUACAGUCAUUCAAAAUUCACCAUCAUAUAGAUCACAUUGAAAGUACGAAUACAUCAUGUCAAUUUUAUUUUCUCAACCUGAAUUGGAUCGGUUUUUAAAAUUUGCAAUGAGAUCAACAACUUGGUCUUCUUCACUUUUUGACAAAAAAUUUUUAUUUACACAUAGCACACAUUCAUUUUGCACACAAUUGUCUGCACACAAAUAUCUAACACACAAUUGUCUGUUCACACUAUUGCUUUACACACAAUUGUCCAUACACAUAAUUGUCUUACACACAACAGUCGUGCUCCCCACCCACAUCCACAUCCACACCCACACCCACCCACACCCACAUCAACACUCCACACCCACACCCACACCCACACCAACACUCCACACCCACAUCCACAUCCACACCCACCCACACCCACAUCAACACUCCACACCCACACCCCACACCCCACACCCACACCCACACCCACACCCACAUCCGUUCCGAUGAAUCUGAUCUCGAACUGAUAUCAAUCGUUGAUGAAGCAGACAAUAUUGCCAUUUGAUCAAGAAUCAUUUUAAUCUCGAUGAUGAUGACGAAGAUAACAAUAACGAAGAGGCAACUGAUGUUCAACAGUCGAAUAUAGUCUUGAACUCAAAUGAUACUGAACUCUAUGAAGAUCUAGAUGAUCUGAAUGCAGAUAUUGUAUCAACUGAUCAAUCGUCCUUGUUUGGCUCAUCAUCAGCUGUAUCUAACUUGAUGGAGGAGAGUCCAUCAUGCAAGCGUAAACGCCGACAAUGCUCAACUGCAGAGCAGCUAUAUGCCGUUGAUAUGCUGGAAGAAGCUGGUGGUAAUAAACUGCUCACGUCAAAAAAGGAAGGUUGCUCAAGAUAUCAAUUAUUUGAAUGGGUGAAACAAAAAGAUCUUAUUCAACUAUCACAGCAAAAAAAUGGUAAGUUUUGUUCUUCUACGGAUUAUGAUACUGAUCUCUCUUGCAUCUCUAAUUCUUUCUUACUUUGACUGAGUAUAGGACGCAAACGAAAACGGCUUCCAGGUGCUGGACAUAAGCUACAGUAUCUCGAACUCGAUAAAUUGCUUCUCGAAUGUUUCCGGGAACGUCGUACUGCUCCUACCAUUCAGUCAAAUGCAUCUACAACGACAACAUCGAUCGUCGUUAAAUGAGAAAAAGUAACAUUCAAACAAUUACAACGACGUGGCAAGCAACUUUGUAUCGAACUGAAGCAUGGGCAUCCACCAUCGACGAAGUGGCAUGGUCGAUUCAUGCGCCGCUAUCGUCUUUCCCUGCAAAAACCAAAAAGACAACAGAAGGUGCCACUCUAUGAGGUUCAUCUACUUAUCACUUCAUUUCAUACAUACAUCAGGCGUGCUAGUACAUGGGGGUCCAAAAUGCGGUGCUAUGGGCGCCUUCUUACCUCGUGACAUGGUAAAUAUGGACGAAAGUCCUCUUAGUUUACUCGGUGACCAAACAAAAUUAUACAUCAAUGAUAUGAACACAGUAAAUGAUAUUGAAGGUCGCAUAUCAGACAAACGAUUUUAUACUGUGAUACUAACGUUAUUUGCUGAAGAUAACACUCGUAUGGGUCCAGUUGUCUUGUUCAAAGGAAAAGGUCAGAUGAGUGACAAUGAGAAGAUGCGAUAUGCAUCUAAAGUAAAAGUGUUCUUCACACCAAAAUCAUUCAACAACCAAUUUUAAGUUGUUCACAUAAGACACCUCUUUUCCUUAUCAAAAAUAUGUUGACAUCUUUUAUACUUUCAGAACAAUGGACAAGUAUAUUAGAUGAUGGUACUCAAAAGUGAACGAUGGACAACCAAAGUUGUUUAUUACAGAUACAUCGUCUACUCUUUUAAACGAAUAGACAAUUCGUCUCAUGCGCAAACAAUGAACUGUUGUUGCUGUAACUUCAAAAGAUUGUACAAUAUACAUCCAAUCACUGAAUGUUCAUGUAUUUUCUACAUUCAAACACCAUCACUACGAAUGAGCCGAAGAAAGAAUUGAAAAAAACGGUGCUCGACUGAAGAUCAAAUUAACUGCAGCACAAUCGCGAAUAUUGUGCACUCGACUCAUGUCAUCAG
Rotaria sp. Silwood1 is the source of this 6285-nucleotide messenger RNA. NCBI's taxonomy places the organism in Eukaryota, Metazoa, Rotifera, Eurotatoria, Philodinida, Philodinidae. The record is from the annotation of a GenBank genome assembly.